Cynoglossus semilaevis (tongue sole) is the source of this 1443-nucleotide messenger RNA. Its product is annotated as transmembrane protein 69. NCBI's taxonomy places the organism in Eukaryota, Metazoa, Chordata, Actinopteri, Pleuronectiformes, Cynoglossidae. The record is from RefSeq and is a predicted model, not a curated record. The transcript has 4 exons. Bases 165 to 896 code for a protein of 243 amino acids.
CCCCCAGUCAAACUAGUCGAUCCACACUCUCGUCUCGCCAUUUCAGAAACAGGCAUUUAAUCGAGCAACGAUAGAAAGACAGCGACGUAAACGACCUCAAGUCAAGCUACUUCUGUUAUACGAAUUACGAAAAAAAACAAGAAGUCGCAGCAGCUUCGCCUAAAAUGUUCAGAAUUCCAACUGGACGGCGCAUCAUUGAUCGGGUCUUGGUUUGGAGAUGUCUUCAGCACAAAACAACGACACCAAACUAUUUGCAACAACUCCAGCCUCUGUGUUGCUCCCACUUUUUCUCCAGAGGAACUUCAUCUCAGAAGCUGUUAAGCACAAGGCCAGUUAGCUGGCAUGCAUCACGUUUCAGUCAGCAUGAUUCACAAAACACCUCAAACAGCGGAGGUUCCAGUGACAACUUGGGUUUGAAGAUACUCACUCAGGCUCCUAAACCAGCCUUGUAUCUGGGUUUCUCCGGACUCAUCCCUUUCCUCUCCGCACCUCUCCUGAUGGUCGUGUCCCAGUCCUUCCAUCCAGAUGUGGCAUAUGCCCAGGUUGUUUAUGGGGCCUGCAUCGUGUCCUUCCUCGGAGGUGCUCGCUGGGGUUUUGCAGUCCCUGCCGGUAGUCCGGCUCAGCCUGACUGGAUGAAUUUGGGCAACAGUGUAGUACCCUCACUGUUGGCCUGGCUGGCACUGCUCUGCCAGGACAACAUCACAGAGGCUGCUCUGAUAGUGAUCAUGGGGCUGGGUCUGUCACUACAUUGUGACCUGGUCCUUCUGCCUGGGUACCCCGCAUGGUUCAAAGCCAUGAGGACUGUCCUCACCGUGAUUGCCACCUUCUCGCUGGUGGCUACGCUGAUCAUUAAAAAGUUCUGUCCUGAAAAGAAGUUCAGGGAGAUCAAGGGCUGAUCGAAAAGACUACUUUGUUCUUUGAUCUGUAUUUAAUAAAACUGUAAAGAGUACCACGUUGUUGUGUUUUCUGCAAAAAAACUGCAGUAGUUUAUUCAAUAUUUAUUCUGACUAAAAAUGACAUCUUUUUUUUUUUGCAUCAUUUUCUUUUUUAUGUAGAUAAUUAGCCGACUGAUCGUACUGUUAUUGUGCACAACAGUAAAUGUGACAGAAUGCAAAAGAACAAAAACGGGACUAAAAAUGACUUUACCCGGUGCAAAUGGGAUGAAAUGUAAGACGCAGUAUUCUCCAGCAAAUAUCAGAUGUAUUUAUUUGGUUGUACAUGACAAAGUAUUGUGGGUACCAAACCAAACCAGUGGGAAAUGGGUUAUCAAAGAGCUGGUGUAGAAACAGUGAUAGUGUGCAGUUGAGUGUCUUUUUUGUUGUUGUGUUACACAUUUCUAGUAGCUACGCACACACCUCAAACAUACAGUACAUUGGAUAUAAAAGUUAAAUAAAAAUUCAAGAACAGGGCUGUCAUAUCUUAGCCUUAGUAUUCACACAGAGA